Molecule: messenger RNA, 3518 nt
Organism: Vespula vulgaris
Lineage: Eukaryota; Metazoa; Arthropoda; Insecta; Hymenoptera; Vespidae
Gene: Nup50
Product: nuclear pore complex protein Nup50
Exons: 6
Coding region: 601-2130 (509 amino acids)
Biological process (GO): protein import into nucleus
Cellular component (GO): nuclear pore
Source: RefSeq, a predicted model, not a curated record
ACCAGUACAUCACACGUAGAUCGUUAUCACUCAACUAAUUUUCGCGCCAACUUAACUAUCUUUCUCCAUUUUUCCAUGGUUUCGAGAAACGAAAACUGUCUCGAUUUUCCCGGUUCUUCGAUGGACGAAUCGAAGAUGACUUUAUUACCUCUUCUAAGAUGUUUUUAUCGAUUUAUGAGAAUUUUUAAAGCUCUAUCGAUUAUUGUCGUUGAAUCUGCGUACUUAAUUGGGAAUAACACUUCGUCUAUCGAUGAAGCAUUUUAAUUAUUUACUUUUCUUAGGAGUAGCAAAUUCGAUCUUUUUCUACUGUGUUGUGUUUACAAAAUGAAUAUGAAUAUGAAUAAGCAUGUUACGUUAUCAUCCUCGAUUGUGAUAUUAAGAGCAUAUAUCCUUCUAAUUCUAAAUUUGACUUUAUAUAUCCCGGACAAAUUUGCUCACAGACACAAAGUAUCAGUGUGUAGUGAAUUAAUAUAAACGCUGGAAUGCUGUAAAUAUUUUAACUUUAUAGUUAUCCUGUAAAUUCUUAUUGAUUGUUAUAUUUCAUUUUUUAUAAUAGAUAUAACGUAUACAAUCUUUAAUAUUCAGUUACAAACAUUAUAAAUGGCUACUAAACGUACGGCAACUACAGAUUUAAAUCAUGAUAAUUGGAAUGAAGAAAACGAACCUGAAGAUGCAGGAACAUUUACAAAGGCAUCUGACGAAAUUCUUCAGAAAAGAGUAAUUAAAGCUGCUAGGCGUAGAUUAGCUCCAAAAGAUGAAACAAGCAAAAAUGCAUUUGGUGGAUUUACAGGUUUCAAUACCCCAACUACUAGUUCAUCUCCAUUUAAUUUCUUAGCAUCUACAAGUACUACUUUUCAAUCAUCAUCCUCGUCAAUAUCAAACACGAAUAGUGGAAUUACCAAAAGUUCAGAAAAUGGAACUAGUAAGACAGAAAAUGUCCAACAAGUCAAACCAUCAUUAACUGAAAUAUCUGAAAAUGAACAAGAAAAUGACAAAGUUUCUAAAAAAUCUCCAGAAUACUUUGCGCAAUUAAAAGGAUUAAAUGAAAGUGUUGCACAGUGGAUUAAAACACAUGUAGAUGCAAAUCCAUUUUGUAUUUUAACACCUAUAUUUAAGGAUUAUGCAAAUUAUUUAAAUGAAAUAGAAUUAAAAUAUGGGAAUGAAUCUAAGAAACCAAAACAUGAUGAACAAACUUCAUCUGGAAAGGAUAAUACCAAGGAAAAUAAUAGCAAAGAUAGUAGUAAUAAAAGUGAAAGUGAUAGUACUCAUGAAGUUACAAAUGUAAAAGCUUAUUCUGGAGUAUCAGAUUGGAAACCAGAAAAAUCAAUCUUUGGAAAUGUCAGUGUUAAUGCUAAAUCAAUAUUUGGUAAUAUAGAACAAAAAUCAGAUACUCCAAAAUCUAUUUUCAAUAACAUAGAGCAACUUACCAACAUACAGAAACCAAUUUUUGGUAAUGUUGAGACAAAGACAUCUAAUAAAAAUAUAUUUGACAAACCAAAUUCAGAAAGAAACCCACUAUUGACUAAGCCAACUUCAGGUUCAGAAAUUAAAGAUGAUAAUGAAUCAAAAUCUGAUAAAAUAAGUAGUGGUCUUACAUUUACAUCCUCUAAUACUACUACAUUUAGUUUUGGUCAAAGUUCUACAGCUACUAGCCCAUCUGCUGGUUUUAGUUUUGGAAAUACAAAACCAUUCUCAUUUGGAGCUCAAGUCGUAAAAUCACAAGAUAAUGAAGACAAAUCUGAAAAUCAAUCUAAAGAUGAUGAUGCUGAGGAACCUCCAAAACCAGACUUUAAACCAGUUACAGAAGAAGGAGCAAUCUAUGAACAAAGAUGUAAGGUGUUUAUUAAAAAAGACGGCGUUUUUAGUGAUAGGGGUAUAGGGACAUUGUUUUUGAAACCAACGCCAAACGGAAAGACGCAGUUAAUAGUACGAGCAGAAAAUUCAUUGGGAAAUUUAUUGUUGAAUACUUUAUUAACUGAAAGUAUUCCUACACAACGUAUGAAUAAAAAUACCAUAAUGUUGGUUUGUCUGCCAGAUUCACAACCUCCACCUACACCAGUUUUGUUAAGAGUGAAAACUAGUGAAGAUGCAGAUGUUUUACUAGAAACUUUAAAUAAACAUAAAAAAUAAAUUGAAAAUAAAAUAUCUAGGUACUGUAUUUGACUAGCAUAAUGAGAAUACUAUAUAAGCAUAAUGAGAUAACUAUAAGAAAAGAAAGCAUAAUGAGAUAACUAUAAGAGUACACAGUAUGUUGCAACAAAUUUAAUAUCAUAGGUAAAAAUUUUUAAGUUAGAACAUAAAUGUGUUAAUUGUUGCAUCAUCUUAUACUCUUACUAUAUUAUGCUACUACCAUUUUUGAAGUAAAGAUGCCAUUAUCAACUACUCGUAUGAUUAUGUAUAAAAGCUUUAAAGCAAAAUUAAUGUGUGUGCAACGUUCGUGAUUAGAUAAAUAUUAUAUUGUAUAUUUGAAACUUACCCUGUUAACACAGGUAAUAUUUGUAAUAUAUUUGACAUUUCGUAUGACUAACAGUUUUUUUGUUUUGUCCAGAAAAAAUAAUGAAAAGAUAUUUAGAAAUUGUAAUGGCAUUUGCAGUUAACUUUUUAAUUUAUAAAAGAGUAAUAACAAAAUUGCAUUAUUAAAAAAUGGUAUAUAUCAUUAAAAAAAAUAAGUGUUUCUAAAAAUAUUAUAUUCUUUUUCAUUUAUCAAUCAUUCAUUAGUUUCAAUUUCUUAAACUUUCAAAACGUUUAGAUAUUCUUAUUUUCCUGAUUAAAUAAUUUAAAUUAUAAUUUCUUUUAAUAAAUUUUGUAUUUUCAAAUAUAUAACAUAAGUAUGCUUAUUAAAAUUACAAAAAUUUGUUCAUUAUCAAACAAAUACUACAUAAAUGUAUCAAUAUAAUUUUUUCUUAUAUUGAUAAUGAUGUUAUAGUGCAUGUCUGUAAUAAAUAGCACACUAUGGAAUUGUCUGAUGUAUGACAUUAAAAAUAUAAGUUUUAUAUAUUAUACGGUCAUGUCUAGUAAAUAUUGAAUAUAAACCAUGAAAAGAAUAAAUGCUAUUUUUUUCUUAGAAUAAUGUAUAUUUAUUAUCUCCACUUUUUGUUCAUAAUAACAAAGAUAUACCAUUUAUACAAAUUCUCUCUGUUGAGUAUAUAUAUGAAAAUGAAAAUAAAAAUAAAAUUCCAUUCAUAAAAUUAAUGUAUUGCAUAAAUGAAAAAAAAUAUUUAAUUUAUCAUUAGUGACCUAUACUUACCUAACAUUUAAUUACUACAAUUGUUAGUAUAGCAUUUUUGUACUAAUGCUAAAUUGUAAGACAAAUCGUAACAGAUAUACAAACAGUAUUAUUAAACUUUUUAGAUUAAACAUUUUUACAAGAAUUUGUAAAAUAUCAAUGAAGAUUUUCAAUGAAUACAACGAAAUUAAUUUUCGAAAUCCCUAGUUAUCAUUCACAUUGUAUAAAAAUAAAGAUGUAGGCUACAUAUUGAAGUUCAUAAAAGAAUACUCUCAAAAUAUAUUAUUUUAAA